AUGGCUUUCCCUCAACCAGGCGGACCGGCUUUUCGUCACGCACAGUCCUUUGCGGAUGCCCAGUCCCAGUUCGACAUUCUCGAGUGGCACCCAUACUUCAUGUCCUGCAUGCGAUACUUCCUGGACCACGCCCAAUACCAUGGCCCUGUGCAGGCUCUUGCUGGAUUCAUCAACAUCCGACUACCUUUCCAGAAGCCCAACCCGGUGCUGUCUUCACAGACAGUCCGCCCACCACCAGAACUAGAGGCGUCUUGUGCCCGGGGAGCAGCGGGAAAGGCACCCGUCGGGGGCUAUGGUCUUCAGUCGUAUGCGAGUGUCAACUUGAUCCCCUAUAUCCGCCGUCUGGUAGCUACGGGAUAUGAUUUUCCCGGAGUUUUGCACGGCUUUUUCGGCGACGACUGGGAGGCUGGGAUCGGGCCACUACACGAGAACGAGCGACGGAACUACCUCUUUGCGGCCAAGAGCUCCAACUGGCUCAAGGUCAAGGCGGCUUACGACAUGAACGAGGAAGAGUCCAUACCGUUUUUGAAACCUUUGCGCGAUGCGACCGAAAGAGAGAUUGUUCUAGCUGAGAGAAGCUGGAGUGAAUGGUUGGCGAUGCAGGACUGGAUGUUGGGACCACGCGCACCAGAUGUGCAGCAAGCCAACGGCAAUGGAAACGGGAACAAUGCCAAUGGAGGACGGAUGCAGGGUAUCAAAAGGGAAGGUGACUAAGAGGGUUCAUACCAGGAGGCUCUGUAACGUGAAUUGGGAACGGAUAGGGGAAAGUUAAUGGGCUGGAUAUGAGUGCUCUCUGUUGAGUGUUGGCAUUCCUUCGUACAACUAACUUCCUUACGGGCCACGUCUGAGCAUUUUGCUAUGGGGUUAGGAUGGCUCUGUAUCAUACAAACAAAUAUCGGGAAUUCGAUUGAGAAAACGAGGACAUAUUCCCA
This is a messenger RNA of Neurospora tetrasperma FGSC 2508, 932 nucleotides long. RefSeq lists its product as uncharacterized. The record is from RefSeq and is a predicted model, not a curated record. NCBI's taxonomy places the organism in Eukaryota, Fungi, Ascomycota, Sordariomycetes, Sordariales, Sordariaceae. Bases 1 to 714 code for a protein of 237 amino acids. The transcript has 2 exons.